Gekko japonicus is the source of this 2084-nucleotide messenger RNA. It is a transcript of the gene ATIC, whose product is annotated as 5-aminoimidazole-4-carboxamide ribonucleotide formyltransferase/IMP cyclohydrolase. Bases 1 to 1914 code for a protein of 637 amino acids. Gene Ontology annotation, cellular component: cytosol. Gene Ontology annotation, biological process: 'de novo' IMP biosynthetic process. The record is from RefSeq and is a predicted model, not a curated record. NCBI's taxonomy places the organism in Eukaryota, Metazoa, Chordata, Lepidosauria, Squamata, Gekkonidae. The transcript is spliced from 16 exons. Gene Ontology annotation, molecular function: phosphoribosylaminoimidazolecarboxamide formyltransferase activity; IMP cyclohydrolase activity.
AUGGGGGGUCCCGAUGCUGCUCCCGCUGAGCCGCGCCGUCUGGCAGCACUUGAGCCAGAGCGCCUGGCACGGAGCCUGUCGGGUCUCAAUGCCGCCUGCGCCCCCCCCCCUUCCGAACGUGAAGGCCGCCUCCUUGCUUCUGUCCCCUCUCCAGCCCUGUUCAGCGUGUCGGACAAGACUGGCCUGGUGGAGCUGGCGCGAUGCCUCCGCUCGCUAGGCCUGGCCCUCGUGGCCUCCGGAGGGACGGCGAAAGCCCUUCGGGACGCAGGCCUGGACGUCAGAGAUGUUUCUGAUCUUACUGGAUUUCCUGAAAUGCUCGGAGGGCGUGUGAAGACCCUCCAUCCGGCAGUCCACGCUGGCAUCCUGGCUCGUGACAUUCCACAAGAUGCUGCGGACAUGAAGAAACUGGAUUUCAGCCUUGUGAGAGUCGUGGUUUGCAACCUCUACCCCUUUGUCAAGACUGUAGAGUCCCCGAAUGUCACCGUCCAAGAGGCGGUUGAACAGAUUGACAUAGGUGGCGUGGCUUUGCUGAGAGCGGCUGCGAAGAACCAUGCCCGGGUGACCGUUGUGUGUGACCCUGGGGACUACACCCUUGUGGCGAAGGAAAUGAAGGCAUCGAGUAAGAACGACACCACGAUGGAGACCCGCCGCCAGUUGGCCCUCAAGGCUUUCACCCACACGGCUCAGUACGACGCGGCCAUCUCCGAUUACUUCCGGAAGGAGUACAGCAAAGGCGUCUCUCACCUUCCCCUGAGAUACGGCAUGAAUCCACACCAGACGCCCGCCCAGCUCUACACGCUCAGGCCUCAGCUUCCCCUGACAGUGCUCAACGGCUCUCCGGGGUUCAUCAACCUGUGCGAUGCCCUGAACGCCUGGCAGCUGGUGCGGGAGCUCCAGCGGGCCCUGGGCCUCCCGGCUGCCACCUCCUUCAAGCACGUCAGUCCGGCAGGUGCGGCUGUUGGCGUACCACUCAGCGAGGAAGAGGCUCACGUCUGCAUGGUGCACGACUUGCUCAAGACUCUGACCCCCUUGGCAGCUGCGUACGCACGGGCAAGAGGGGCUGACCGGAUGUCGUCCUUCGGGGACUUCAUUGCUCUCUCCGACAUCUGUGACGUCCCCACGGCGAAGAUCAUUUCCAGAGAGGUAUCAGAUGGAGUGGUGGCUCCCGGGUACGAGGAAGAAGCCCUGAAGAUCCUGUCCAAAAAGAAGAACGGGGGCUACUGUGUGCUCCAGAUGGACCCGGCCUACGAGCCCGAGGAGAACGAGCUCCGCACCCUCUUUGGCCUGCAUCUCAUGCAGAGGAGGAACGAUGGCCUGGUCGACCGGGCCCUCUUCAAAAACAUUGUGACGAAAAAUAAAAACCUGCCCGAGCCGGCCAUCCGGGACCUGAUUGUGGCCAGCAUCGCCGUCAAGUACACGCAGUCGAACUCGGUGUGUUACGCCAAGGAUGGGCAGGUGAUUGGCAUUGGGGCGGGGCAGCAGUCCCGCAUCCACUGCACCCGCCUGGCUGGAGACAAGGCCAACUGCUGGUGGCUGAGGCACCACCCCCGCGUGCUCGCCAUGAAGUUCAAGAGCGGCGUGAAAAGGGCGGAGAUCUCCAAUGCGAUUGACCAGUACGUCACAGGGACCAUCGGGGAGGAUGAGGAUCUGGCCAAGUGGAAGGCCCUGUUUGAGGAAGUCCCGGCGCUCUUAACGGAGGCGGAGAAGGCGGCCUGGGUGGCAAAGCUGCACGGAGUCUCGCUCAGCUCAGAUGCCUUCUUUCCUUUCCGGGACAAUGUGGACAGGGCUAAACGGAGUGGCGUCCAGUUCAUUGCGGCCCCUUCCGGUUCGGCCGCUGACCAAGUGGUGAUUGAAGCCUGCGAUGAGCUGGGGAUCACACUGGCCCACACCAGCCUCCGUCUCUUCCACCACUGAGGCGCUCCGGAGACACGCGGAAGGGCUUCCUCUUGGCUGACUGGCCUGCAAAGGCCCUCUUCCCGUUCAAUCCAGCCCCCUGCCCAUGCUUCUGUGGGUGUGAAGGCAAAGCCAUGGGUCCUCCCACAAAGGCUACCUUGAAAUGAAAAAUAAAUACACAAAGUGGUCCG